GAGAGUGCAUCUGGCUGGGCAGACUCUGGGUGGGCAGGAGCCCUGGGCUUCGACAGCUCAGUGAUCCCCCGGCUGCAGCCUGUGCAGCCCAGGGAGGGGUCGGGGGGCUGCGGGAGGAACCCGGUCCCGCCAACUCCCGGGCCGCAGGCGUUCAGCGCGGGCGAGGGGGUGGCGGAGGCUGCCCAGGCAGAGCUGGGCGCGCAGCCCCAGAAACUUCCACCUGCCCCGGAACGCCACGCAGCCAUGGGCUACCAGGGGCAGCAGCCCGUCAUCCUGCCGCAGGGAGAUGUAGAUGAUAGAGAAACCCUGGUUUCCAAUCAGGAGAACAAAGGGAAAACCUACCAGUCUGCUGCUGUUUUCAAUGUUGUCAACUCCAUUAUAGGAUCCGGUAUAAUAGGACUGCCUUAUUCAAUGAAGCAAGCUGGGUUUCCUUUGGGAAUACUGCUUUUAUUCUGGGUUUCAUAUGUUACAGACUUUUCCCUCGUUCUGUUGAUAAAAGGGGGCACCCUCUCUGGAACAGACAGCUACCAGUCUUUGGUUAACAAGACCUUUGGCUUUCCAGGAUAUCUCCUCCUCUCUGCCCUGCAGUUUAUGUAUCCUUUCAUUGCAAUGAUAAGCUACAACAUAAUAGCUGGAGAUACUUUGGGCAAAGUUUUUCAAAGAAUCCCAGGAGUUGAUCCUCAAAGCUGGUUUAUUGGUCGCCACUUCAUUAUUACACUUUCCACAGUUAUGUUUAUUCUGCCUUUGUCCUUGUACCGAGAUAUAGCAAAACUUGGAAAGAUCUCCUUUAUUUCUACAGUUUUAACAACAUUGAUUGUUGGAAUAGUGAUGACAAGGGUCGUUUCAUUGGGUCCGCACAUACCCAAAACAGAAGAUGCCUGGGUAUUUGCAAAGCCCAAUGCCAUUCAAGCCAUUGGGGUUAUGUCUUUUGCAUUUAUUUGCCAUCAUAACUGUUUCUUAGUUUAUGGUUCUUUGGAAGAACCCACAGUAGCUAAGUGGUCCCGCAUCAUCCAUGUGUCUGUCUUGGUUUCUGUAUUUAUCUGUAUGCUCUUUGCUACGUGUGGAUACUUAACAUUUACUGGCUUCACUCAAGGAGACUUAUUUGAAAAUUAUUGCAGAAGUGAUGACUUGGUAACAUUUGGAAGGUUUUGUUAUGGUGUCACUGUCAUUUUGACAUACCCAAUUGAAUGCUUUGUGACUAGAGAGGUAAUUGCCAAUGUGUUUUUUGGUGGGACUCUCUCAUCAGUUUUCCACAUUGCUGUAACAGUGGUCAUCAUUAUGGUAGCCAUGCUGGUAUCAUUGCUGAUUGACUGCCUUGGAAUCGUUUUAGAACUAAAUGGUGUGCUCUGUGCGGCUCCCUUAAUUUUUAUCAUUCCAUCAGCCUGUUAUCUGAAGCUGUCUGAAGAACCAAGGACACACUCAGAUAAGAUUAUGGCCUGUGUCAUGCUUCCCCUUGGUGCUGUGGUCAUGGUUUUCGGAUUCACAAUGGCUGUCACAAAUUCGCAAGACUGCACCCAUGGGCAUGAAAUGUUCUACUGCUUUCCUGACAAUUUCUCCCUCACAAAUCUCUCAGAUUCUCAUUUGCAAAUGACAACACGGCUUCCAGUUUUAAAUAUCAGUAUCUUUCAGUGAGUUGACUGCUUUAAAAAAACAUGUAUUUUUCUCAGACUUCUAAACUAUAUCAUAAUAUUCAUAUGUUAUUUAUAUUUUAAAAUUAUCACUUUGGCAUUUAUCAAGACUUGGUUUUCUUUAUUCUUUAGUGCAAUAUAAAAGGUAAAGAAAAAAAUGCAAUUGAAUGUAUUCCUAUUAAACUAGGACAAAAUAAAUGUUUUGUUCUAAGGACUGUUCUACACUAAAGCUAAUUGAAGAGGCAAGAGCUUAGCUUUUAGCAUCUGCUACUAUCCCCUCAAAGCACCAUUCUUUUAUUUAAUAUAUGAGCCAGCCUAUUGUGUUUCAAAAUAAGUAGGUGACAGUGACUUGCGAUUUUGUGUGUCAUUUAAAGGUUGUUUUUUUGUUUUUGUUGUUUUUUUUUUUUUCACCUUUUAUUUCUUAGAAUUGAACGGACGGGAAACUAAAGCUAUUAAAAAGAAUAGAUAUCUCAA
Molecule: messenger RNA, 2102 nt
Organism: Lepus europaeus (European hare)
Lineage: Eukaryota; Metazoa; Chordata; Mammalia; Lagomorpha; Leporidae
Gene: SLC38A11
Product: solute carrier family 38 member 11
Exons: 12
Coding region: 244-1632 (462 amino acids)
Biological process (GO): amino acid transmembrane transport
Molecular function (GO): amino acid transmembrane transporter activity
Source: RefSeq, a predicted model, not a curated record